AUGUUUCAUGUCAACAGAAGAAUCAUGGAGGUGAAGAAGGAACAACAUGAGGAUAUGCCUGACUAUGAUACAAAAUAUGAGCAAGAUGAUGGAAACCAAGAAUAUGAUUCGGACAUAGAAGAUGGUGAAAAUAAGGACAUUGACUACAAUAGACAUUCAGAUUCGGAAGAAGAAAUCCAAAACACAGUUCAUACUAGGUCAAAUAGGAAGAGGGGCAUGACUCGAUUGCCAAAGCUGAAGAUUGAGUAUGUCAAUUCUGGUGGUAGAAAAAAACGUGUCAGGUUUGAUGAAUUCGAUAAAUUUAUAGGGAAGAAUAAUACAAUGUUUGUUAGUUAUUUGGGUGAUCUUGUCCACGAGAAGGUGGGAUUAAGUGCUCUUUGCUGGAAAAAAGUAAAACCGGAAGUGAAGGACAAACUAUGGGAAGAGAUUACACGCUAUUUUGAAGUUCAUGAAAGUGGAAAACAAUUUGUGAUGAAUAGGCUUGGUAUCCUUCUACGGAACUUCAUAAGGAAAUUGUAUGCAGAUUACAUCAAGCCACAUCUAGGAAAUCCCAAAAAGCUUGAAAAAAUCCCCCUUCGUUAUCGUGCACUAAUUAUUGAAAAAGAUGAUUGGAACAAAUUCGUGACAUAUACACAAUCUCAAGAGUUUAAUAAUGUGUCACAAAGGACUAUCAAAGUGAGAAAGAUGUCAAAGUAUGCUCAUCGGAUGGGACGAGGGGGGUAUACUACUCUUAGGAGGAAGUUGAUUGAAGAGAAAGUGAUUUCAAAGGAGGAAAUACCCCCAAGAUGGAACAUGAGAAGCAGAUAA
Messenger RNA from Lactuca saligna, 807 nucleotides. Lineage: Eukaryota; Viridiplantae; Streptophyta; Magnoliopsida; Asterales; Asteraceae. The record is from the annotation of a GenBank genome assembly.